GGAAGCUUUUGGGUGCUGCACCGUCCUACGCUAUGCCCUUCAGCCCGGAGCUGGGAGGAGCACUGUAGCUGGGUCGUCGUCGUCGUUUUUCUUACAGUUGGAGUCUUGAGAUCAGACCUCACGUACAACCGGCAUCAAUACGAUGAACGAGCGGCCGGGCCACGAGCGCUGGACAUUCCUGCCGGAUGAGGCCCGGAGCCUGCCCCCGCCCAGGCUGAACGACCCGCGGCUCCUCUACAUCGGCUUCAUGGGCUACUGCACCGGCCUGCUGGACAACGCGUUGCGGAUGAGACCUGUGCUGAGGGCAGGUUUGCAUCGCCAGCUUCUAUAUGUUACUUCCUUUGUCUUUGCUGGAUAUUUUUUUUUAAAGCGUAAAGACUACUUGUAUGCUCUGAAGGACCGUGACUUGUUCAGUUAUAUGAAGUUACAUCCAGAAGAUUUUCCUGAAAAAGAGAAGAAAACUUACGGUGAAAUUCUUGAGCCAUUCCAUCCAGUGCGUUGAAGUCUUCAAAAGGCUUGCUCCUGUUCACCACAACCUGAAAAUUUCUGAAUUUUACGGAAUAUCUUUCUGUGGCUGUUAAAGUUUAGGUUAAUAUGUUAACACCUAUAAUUAAAAUAGUUAUUGUGA
Molecule: messenger RNA, 628 nt
Organism: Psammomys obesus (fat sand rat)
Lineage: Eukaryota; Metazoa; Chordata; Mammalia; Rodentia; Muridae
Gene: Ndufc2
Product: NADH:ubiquinone oxidoreductase subunit C2
Exons: 3
Coding region: 143-502 (119 amino acids)
Biological process (GO): mitochondrial electron transport, NADH to ubiquinone
Cellular component (GO): mitochondrial inner membrane
Source: RefSeq, a predicted model, not a curated record